This is a messenger RNA of Adelges cooleyi (spruce gall adelgid), 1515 nucleotides long. RefSeq names its product U3 small nucleolar RNA-interacting protein 2 (gene U3-55K). Gene Ontology annotation, cellular component: small-subunit processome. Gene Ontology annotation, molecular function: protein binding; snoRNA binding. The transcript has a single exon. The coding region runs from base 130 to 1500 and encodes 456 amino acids. The record is from RefSeq and is a predicted model, not a curated record. NCBI's taxonomy places the organism in Eukaryota, Metazoa, Arthropoda, Insecta, Hemiptera, Adelgidae.
CGUUUUUAAUUUGAGUCAACAUGGUAAAUGGUUUGAAAUUUGAAAUCCUGUCGCGUGUGUUUUGUUUACAGACAUUAAAACUAUAUUUAUUUCAUCCUAGUAAUUUAUUAAUAAUUUCGAAUAAAAAAAAUGUCAUUUUUCAUUAGGAAAAACGUUACCAAACGCAAAAAGCCUCCAGUGCAAGUUUCAAAAUACAAUAACAUAAAAAAGAAAAAAACGCAAAACCACGUCGACGACGAAAUCUCAUCGGAUUCCAGUGAAUCCGAACAUGAAAAGGAACCUUAUUCGUCAGAAUCAGAUGGCGAGAAGCAGUUAACAGCUGCAGAAAAGAAAGUACAACUCGCCAAAAAAUAUUUAAACGAGAUCGAAGAAGAAGAACGCCGUCGAUUAGAGGACGAUGAUGGGGAACAAUUAAACAAAAGCGUUAUCAAACGUCUCAAAGAUGAUGUUCUUGAACAAAAAGGCAAGUUGAAAUUAAAACUAGCAGACAAACUUGAGCUACCAACUAGUUUGUUUGAAUUGAGAAACAGAAAUCAUUCUAAAGCGAUCACCUGUCUAGUUGUAUCACCUGAUGAUAAAUUUGCUUAUUCAGCAUCUAAAGAUGCAUCUAUAAUUCAGUGGAAUUUACAGGAAAAAAAGGUUCAUAAGUGUUUAAUUCAUAAUCGUAAAAAACCACAAAACAAUCCAACGUGCCAUAAGUAUCCAGUUUUAUCACUUGCAGUAUCUGAUAAUUAUUUAGUAUCUGGUGAUAGUUCUGGUCUUAUUAUAGUUCGAAAUCCUACAACUUUAGAAUAUAUUGGAUCACUGAAAGGCCAUAAAGAUAGUGUAACUGGUUUAACAAUUUGUAAUGAAUCAAAUCAGUUGUUUAGUUGUUCAAAAGACAAAAGUGUCAAGGUAUGGAACCUUGUUGAUUUAUGCUACAUAGAAACUCUUUUCGGUCAUCAGACCGAAGUCACCAGUAUGGAUAUGUUACAAAAAGAUCGUGUUGUAACUGCAGGUGGCAUGGAGAAUGUAGUUCGUGUAUGGAAGAUACAAGAAGAAACUCAAUUAAUAUUUAAUGGUAUUGGAGGUUCCAUAGAUACUAUUAGAAAAAUUGACAGUUCUCACUUUAUCACAGGCGGCGACAGCGGAGCUAUUAGUUUAUGGGGAACAUUGAAGAAGAAACCAUUAUGCAAUGUCAUUAAUGCCCAUGGAACACAUAGCAAUAACGGGGAGCCAAAUUGGAUAUCUGCGGUGGGAGCAUUAAAAAAUUCAGAUUUAGUAGUAUCAGGAAGUUGUGACGGAGUUGUUAAAUUUUGGAGAUGCACUAACAAUUUCAAAUCGUUAUUACCACUCUGCAGUGUUCCAGUUAAAGGUUUUGUCAACGAACUCGUAUUUACAAAUGACGGUAGUAAAUUAAUCGUUGCUAUUGGCAAUGAACACAGAUUUGGUAGAUGGCAAAAUGUGACUGGUGUUAAAAAUAGUUUACAUGUUAUCAAAUUGGAUUUUAUUAAAAACUAAUUUUUGUAAUUUCAA